AUGACUUUCUAUCCGAGCUCAGACGACAAGACUUAUGGCGUUUGCGCAGUGAUUGACCGCCUGCCGCAUAGCUUCGCGUGCCUUGCGCUUGCCGCGGACAAGUCCCGCCGUGCUGACCUUAACAAGACGCUGAGCGAGUGGAAGACAAGGGCAGCCGGACGGGUCCGGGACAUUGCGCUCCCUAAGCUUGGAUUCUUCCGUGAUGAGCGCGACGAGGCAAGCCCGUGGGCAAGGGACAACGCACGCACGCUGGAGCAGAUUCGGGAGCGCAUUGGGCUCGGUGUGGAGGAGAGCGGUAAGCGGUGUUCUGAUCUGGUGCUGAGCAACUGGUCAAACGACCGCGACGGGAUGCCCUUUGCGUCUGCCGCGUUUGCGGCGUGCGCAAAGGCUGCCUUCAUUCCGAAGAAGGCUGCACUGCCGCUGACUUUGAAGGUGUACCACCUUGCGUGGCUGGAGCACGUGGUGUCCGACAGCAUCAUGUAUUGGGAGCAGAGGAUGGGCCGCCUCUCUAACUCGGCCGGGGGGAACGGCCACGUCGUGAACGGGCUCAAGGUGCUUGUGAAGGGCUCCGUUUCACAGGCCAUCCGUCACUUCAAUCCAGAGUACGACGACGAGAAGGAGGAAUGGAUUUGGGGACGCCAUGGCCUCCGCCUUUCUGCCUGUGGUCUUGAGAACAUGAAGCCUAAUGCUGGCGCUAGCGGCGGAGACGGCGCCGGGAAUGAUGUGCAGUCGGUGUCAGUCGGGGGCGUGUAG
Molecule: messenger RNA, 753 nt
Organism: Closterium sp. Naga37s-1
Lineage: Eukaryota; Viridiplantae; Streptophyta; Zygnematophyceae; Desmidiales; Closteriaceae
Source: the annotation of a GenBank genome assembly